AUGGCUAUCUUCCUUUUGCUACUUUCCACCAUAGCUUUUCGAGCCAUACUAACUAGAAAGAAGAAAAAUAAUCAUCUAACUCCACCAAGCUCUCUAGCUCUACCUAUCAUUGGACACCUUCACCUUCUUUCUAAAUUACCACACCAAAGUUUUCACAAACUUUCAAUUCAAUAUGGACCCAUAAUGCAACUUUUCCUAGGCUCUAGGCCUUGUGUAAUAGUUUCAAGUCCAGAAAUGGCAAAGGAGUUUCUUAAAACCAAUGAAACAUUUUUCUACAACCGAUUUAGUAAUGCUGCAGUUCACUACUUAUCAUAUGGCUCAAAGGGAUUUUUGUUUGGGCCUUAUGGUGACUAUUGGAAGUUCAUGAAGAAGAAGUGUAUGUCAGAGCUUCUUGGUGGAAGAAUACUUGAUCAGCUUCUUCCCGUGAGACAACAAGAGACUGUAAAGCUUCUGAGACAUUUGCAAAAGAAAGGGGAAGCAGGUGAGGCUGUUGACGUCGGCGGCGAGCUAUUAACUCUAACCAAUAGCAUUAUAACAAGAAUGGCAAUGAGAACAAAUUGUUCUGAGAAUGAUAAUGAUGCUGAAGAGAUUAGGAAGAUGGUGACAGACACAGCAGAGAUAGCUAGGAAAUUUAAUGUCUCAGAUUUUAUUUGGUUUUGUAAGAAUUUAGAUUUUGAAGGAAUGAAUAAAAGACAUAAAGGGAUUAUGGAAAAGUUUGAUACAAUGAUGGAGAGGGUGAUAAAGGAGCAUCAAGAAAAAAGGAAGAAGAAGAGUGAAGAUGAUGAUGUUAGAGAUAUACUUGAUAUAUUGUUGGAAAUACAUGAAAAUGAGAGAUCUGAAAUUAAAUUGACAAGAAACAAUAUCAAGGCUUUCAUUUUGGAGAUAUUUAUGGCAGGAACCAGCACAUCAGCAAUAACAAUGGAAUGGGCUCUUGCUGAGUUAAUAAACAAUCCAAAUGUGAUGGAGAAAGCAAGACAAGAGAUUGAUUCGGUAACAAAAAAAAAGAGUAGAUUAAUACAAGAAUCAGAUCUUCCCAACCUUCCAUACUUGCAAGCUAUUAUUAAAGAAACACUAAGAAUUCACCCCACAGUACCUAUAAUAGAAAGAGAAUCAUCAGAAAAUUGCAACAUUUAUGGUUAUGAAAUUCCAGCAAAGGCCAUUUUAUUUGUUAAUUUAUGGUCAAUGGGUAGGGACCCUAACAUUUGGGAAAAACCCCUUGAGUUCAAGCCAGAGAGGUUCAUUAACGAAUAUAAUAAGUUUGAUGUUUGGGGAAAAAAUUACCAACUUAUAUCAUUUGGAACUGGAAGAAGGGUUUGCCCUGGUGCAUCCUUUGCUCUUCAAUUUGUUCCCACAAAUCUUGCAACCAUGAUUCAGUGUUUUGAAUGGAAGCUAGAUAAUGAAACGGGAAUAGCUAACAUGGAAGAGAAAUCAGGAUUAACCCUUCCAAGGGCUCAUCCUCUAACGUGUUUCCCUAUUCCCCGUUUUAGAAGCAUUCCUUCUAGUGAAUAGAAGAUUGAGAAAAUGGUUGGAUUAUACCUUUUCCAUAUCUCCUUCUCAACUAUUCAGAUUUCACUUUGAAAUUAUUGCUAAUGUAUUUGUGUUUUUUUUUUUUGUUUUGACGCAUUUGUUUCAUAAUCUUACACAUGAAAAUAAAU
Molecule: messenger RNA, 1655 nt
Organism: Cicer arietinum (chickpea)
Lineage: Eukaryota; Viridiplantae; Streptophyta; Magnoliopsida; Fabales; Fabaceae
Product: cytochrome P450 93A3-like
Molecular function (GO): iron ion binding; heme binding; monooxygenase activity
Source: RefSeq, a predicted model, not a curated record